Molecule: messenger RNA, 1731 nt
Organism: Cucurbitaria berberidis CBS 394.84
Lineage: Eukaryota; Fungi; Ascomycota; Dothideomycetes; Pleosporales; Cucurbitariaceae
Exons: 3
Coding region: 1-1731 (576 amino acids)
Molecular function (GO): protein binding
Source: RefSeq, a predicted model, not a curated record
AUGCCUCAACCUAGCACGAUCGCUGCAAGAUGUGCUGCACUUGGCACAUCCAUAAAUCAGGUUAUCCCAGAUAUCUACAGCUUUGCGCGACGGGUUCGCGAUUCUAGACAUGAUCUGAACGCUAUCAAUAGUGAUCUCUUAAUCAUCAGGACUGGCCUCGGCGUUGCCCAAGACGACUUCGCAUCGACAUCCAGUGCCAAGUUGCCCGCCUCACUUAUCGAUGCGGUAUCGCAAAUUCUUGAUUCUUGCGAUGAUACAAGCGAUCGCUUACACAAAGCUUUUCUCAAACUGUCGUGUAGCAGCGUGCCAAGACAAGAUUGGCAAUUGCUUAAAGAUGGGCUUUUGAUCAACCUACGGCAUGAUCUUAAUGGGGCAACAAUCGUGUUGGAACUCGCUCUUGACUACAUCUCGCUAUUUGGUCAACAAGACACUCUCGACUCACUCCUCCAGUGCUACGUCAGUGAUCUCAUCACAGCGAGCGAUGACUUGCUGAAAAGAACAGACAAGGAAGAGAUCCACAUCAACCUCACGGCACGUGAUAGACUCCCUUCACUACUUCAGGCUAUUCGUCUUCUCCGCUCAUGUAUCACUGCAAUCUCAAGGGAGACAGCAGUAGCAUCGUCUUCGUCACCACAGCCGAUAAAAAGAACGACAACGCCACGGCCAGAUUCGUUGGAGCCCUCAUUAGGCGAGCCACGUCGGAGUCGUAGACCUAACGCUCCUCAACAGGUCUCUUCAGAGUCGGCUGCGAGCAAGAGCAUCGGCACUUGGCUUGACAAUGUACCUUGCUUCGAGGACGCGCCACCUCUCACCCAUUUGGCAAUCCGUAGAGUAGCCGAAGAAACACACACAAAACGAGCAUCUCGGAGCCACCUGUCUCCAUCACGUGGUACUUUCUACACGGAUGAUGGUGUCUCUUCUAGUCGGACGCUGGUCGCAUCCGAAGCACGAAUUAGGAGGUCGCGCAGCUGGUGCUCCAAUUUGACAAUCCUUAAUCACAACGUAUCAACGGCGACGAAGAUGACGCAAGCAGACAGAUACACGCGCACAAUGUCCGGCUCAGAUGUUUCGGUCAUUCACAAAAACAUUACAUCAGACAAGAUUGCCGUUGCCAAGGGCAACCGAAAAGAUCUGGAUAUCGAUCAGAGAGUAGCUGUUGAUCGUAUUUUGGCAAACGUACCUGCAGAGGCAACUGCCGAAGAGGUCGAGCGGAUAUUGUGGGAAGGUGCUAAUUCCUCGGUGGUUCACCCGGACUUUGGAUACUUCUUCAUCAGGGCAGCACAUGAAAUGUCGCCUAGCGUACUUCAAGUGUUGAUUGAAUUUGGGGCUGACAUUACCCGAACAACUUCCUCUUCGUCUCGAUACUACUCAGCAAUGCACGCUGCGACGACAGGACGACAGCUGGAUACAGUAAAGUAUCUUGUGUUAUGUGGGCAUUCAAUCGACAUGCCGAACACCCUUGGCGAGACACCUCUCCAUCUCGCCGUCAAGACGCCUGGAGCGUACGAGGUGGCGAGAUAUUUGGUGAAUUUGGGAGCGGAUGUGAACCAAGAAACCCACAGCGGUGACACACCGUUGCAAGCAACACUCACAGAACCGAUGCUAGAAGGCAAGGAAAGAAGCAUGUUGAUAGAGCUGCUGUUGGCACACGGAGCGGAAGGCGAAGUGAACAAGGACAUGGAGGCGAGAAGAGGCAAUUCGAAAGGAAGGCACGUGCUGGGCCUAAGUUGA